Molecule: messenger RNA, 1290 nt
Organism: Entrophospora sp. SA101
Lineage: Eukaryota; Fungi; Glomeromycota; Glomeromycetes; Entrophosporales; Entrophosporaceae
Source: the annotation of a GenBank genome assembly
AUGAACACAUCAAUAAGUGCUGAUGUUGGUGCAGUGUUUGGCUCUGCAGGAUUUUUGGAUUUCUAUGUUGAUGGAGAACUUUGUUGGGGAAUUGAGCUGACUCAUGAGGGCACUUGUUUAAAAGAACAUGCAAAACAAUUUGAAGAAGGUGGCAAGUAUGCUGAUAUCCCAUUAAAACAAUGGGCUGUUCUUGAUUUUCAACAUUAUUCAAAAAAAGUAAAAAAACUUGUCCCAAAUUUCUGGUAUGUAUUCUACUCAGAUGAUUACAAAAGUGUUGCUAUAAAGCGUGAUAAGUUGGAUGAUAUAACACUUUAUUUGCAAGAAAUAAAUCUGGAAGAAAAUGUUUCGAAAACAUUGCAACAUUUAGGUUUUGCAACAACAGGAAUAAAACAAACAGUUGGCUCUACAUAUGGAGGAAAUUAUAAAUUGAAUUGGAUUCAACCUCCUAGGAAUGUUUUAGUAGUAAAAAAACCAAUGACUAAAGCCACAACUGAAGCUUUGAUGGGAAUAGUAAUGUGGUUAAAUAAAAGGUAUCCAAGUAUCAAUGUUAUACUUGAGCCUGAUGUAGCAAAAGAUUUUGAAAAGGAAUUGCCAUUUGUAUAUGUUAUACCUCCAGGAAGGAAAGAUGAAUAUACAAGAGCUGUAGAUUUUGUUGUUACAUUAGAUAUAAAAGAUUACCAAACAGCAUUAAAUGAUGUGAUUAGAGGUGAUGUGUCGUUAUUGUUACGUAUGAGACUUGCUUGUUCAGUAUGGGCUAAAAAUGGAACAAGAAUCAAAAGAACCAGUGGAUUAGAAAUUGGUGAUAUGCAAGCAAUGAAUGAAGUAAAUUUACAUCGAGGACGGUAUCCACAUUUAACUAAUAUCGAAUGCUUUGUUGAUGGACAAUACUUGACUAACGCUGUUGCAGAUGGAUUGAUCGUUGCUACACCAACUGGUUCAACUGCAUAUUCUUUAUCAGCUGCAUAUUGCUAUUAUUUAGGUGGACCGAUAAUACAUCCUUCGGUACAAAAUAUUUUACUAACGCCAAUAUGUCCAAGAUCUUUAUCUUUUAGAACUAUAAUAUUACCACCAACAUCCAAAAUUCAAAUGAGGAUAGGAGAAGAAAGUAGAGCACCAACUGAGGUGACUGUAGACGCCACAGAAAUUUGUUUGUUAAAUAAUAGAGAAUAUUUGGAAGUGCAAAUGUCUCCAUAUCCAAUACCUUCUAUAAAUCGUGUUAAUGAAGGUGUAGAUUGGGCAAAGGAUAUUAAUGAGUUGUUAAAAUGGAAUCAAAAUUUUGUCCACAAAUAA